GACUGGGGGGUUAUUUUUUAACCAGUCGUGUUUGGCUUUGGGAGAUUAAAUCAUCGGUCUUUGGGGGUAAAAUGUGACGGGCGGAGAUGAUGAGGGCUGCAGCGGUUCUUUGGGUUCUCGGGGUGCUGAUGGCACUUGGGGAAGCGAUUGUUUUGGUGAGUGGAAACAAGAGCAGCGAACAGCAGCAGGAGUACAGGCCGGAGGGACCUUUGGUUAUGUGCAAGUUUCUGCCUGUGGAUUUCAUCGAGUGUGAGGAGCCUUUCGAUCACAAGGGGAAUAAAAGCGCGAAGAUUGAGAGCGGUUAUGGGUGUAUCAAGUUUGGAGGUUCUCGAUACGACGAAGUGGAGAAAGCCAACGUCUCCUGCACAGUCCUCCCCGACAUCGAGUGCUACGGCCCCAGGACCUUCUACAGGGACGGUGUUCCCUGCAUAAAAUACAGUGGCCACUACUUCACCCUGACCCUCCUCUACAGCAUCCUCCUGGGGUUCCUGGGGAUGGAUCGCUUCUGCCUGGGUCACACCGGCACAGCUGUGGGCAAACUGCUGACCCUGGGGGGCCUGGGCAUCUGGUGGAUCGUCGAUGUCAUCCUCCUAGUGACCAAUUCCCUCUUACCCGAGGACGGGAGCAACUGGAAUCCAUUCGUAUAGCAAAAUCCUGAAGUAAACCAAGUUAAAAAAUUAUGGAGCCCUCGCCCCUGGGGAUUGCGAAUUGUUUUUCCUAAUAAUUGUUGACUUUUGUGAAUGGGAAGUGUUCAGGCUCUGAAGUUGUUUGGGUUAAAAUAAUUAAUAAUUACAGACAAGAACCCGAUUCUCGAAAUUCAACACAUGCAGGAGGGUCUCCAGUUUGUAUAUAUUAUCUCAGACUUGAUGAAGUCUCUUCGGAAGCUAAUUCCACGUCAAGUUUACUUCUUGCAUUUAAACGAAACAAAUAUGUACAUAUUUUUAUCGAAAACAAGGCGAUGUGUAAAUAAAUGAAUUUUUGUAUUCUAAAAGUCAA
Molecule: messenger RNA, 996 nt
Organism: Diachasma alloeum
Lineage: Eukaryota; Metazoa; Arthropoda; Insecta; Hymenoptera; Braconidae
Gene: amrt
Product: TM2 domain-containing protein CG11103
Exons: 3
Coding region: 87-647 (186 amino acids)
Source: RefSeq, a predicted model, not a curated record